GGCGCUGCGCGGCUUCGUCGUUGGUCGUCAGUAGCGUCGCCUGACAUUGUGGGAAUCUCCUCGGUUCGCUUUAGGAAGUUGAAUUGUCCACCGUAUCUUCUCCGGAGCCUUGGAUCGAACUACUGGGCACCUCCACGGGCUCCCAGUAUGGGGAUUUAUUUGCAUUUACUGCUUUUGCAGUAUUUUGUCUCCAGCUUUGUCUGCAGCGCUGUCGCCUUCAUGGAAGAGCCGUCCGCGGGCAGGUCGGACGGGUACUGCGGACGAAUCCUCCGGGCGCAAACGCAGGGGACCCGCAAGGACGGGUACCACGAGUUUAGACUCAGGGUGGAGGGCGACCCGGACUUCUACCAGCCGGACAGGACCUACAGAGUCACCCUUCUGGCAUCCAGCCCUUCUUACUUCAGAGGCUUCACUCUUAUCGCCCUUAAGGAGGGUCGAGACGGCACCGCAGACGACCACUACACCGGCCAGUUCCAUAUUAUUGAUGAGGAGGACACCCAGUUCAUGACUAAUUGCCCUCCGGCGGUGACAGAGAGCACACCUCGCAGGCGCGUCAGGAUACAGGUCCUCUGGACAGCGCCACCCACUGGUACCGGCUGUGUCAUACUGAAAGCCAGCAUUGUCCAGAAGAGAGUCAUCUACUUCCAGGAUGAGGGCUCCCUCACCAUCCGGCUCUGUGAGAAAGAGCCGGUGUAUGGUGGUGCCACAGCUGCCCCUGCCACGGAGUGUUGUGCAUGUGGGACAGCCAAGUACAGACUCACUUUCUAUGGCAACUGGUCUGAGAAAGUGCAUCCUAAAAACUACCCCAGACGGGCCAACCACUGGUCAGCGCUGAUUGGAGCGUCGCACUCAAGAAGCUACGUGCUGUGGGAGUACGGGGGCUACGCCAGCGAGGGGGUCCGUCAGGUUGCUGAGCUGGGGUCUCCUGUUAAGAUGGAGGAGGAGAUUCGACGGAAGGGAGAUGAAGUACUGACUGUCAUUAAGACCAAGGCCCAGUGGCCGGCCUGGCAGCCACUCAACCUGCGAGCAGCUCCGUCGGCAGAGUUCUCAGUGGACCGUACCCAUCACCUGAUGUCCUUCCUUACUAUGCUGGGACCCAGCCCGGACUGGAACGUGGGGUUGUCUGGAGAGGAUCUCUGCACCAAGGAAUGUGGCUGGGUCCAGAUGUUGGAGAAGGAGCUCGUGCCCUGGGAUGCAGGCACCGACAGUGGAGUCACAUAUGAGUCCCCCAACAAACCCACCAUCCCUCAAGAGAGGAUCCGGCCAUUGACCAGUUUGGAUCACCCCCAGAGUCCCUUCUAUGACCCUGAGGGAGGGGCCAUCACCCCAUUGGCCAGGCUGGUGGUGGAGCGCAUAGCUAGGAAGGGGGAGCAGUGUAACGUGGUACCAGACACAGUGGAUGACAUUGUAGCGGACAUUGGACAGGAGGAGCAGGAGAAAGACGACACACCAGAGACAUGUAUCUACUCGGGUUGGUCCCCCUGGUCGGCCUGUAGCAGUGCCACCUGUGAUAAAGGCCGUAGGAUGAGGCAAAGGAUGCUGAAGGCCCAGUUGGACCUCACAGUGCCCUGUCUUCACACUCAGGACUUCCAGGCCUGCAUGGGCCCAGGAUGCAGUCUGGAGGAACCAUCGACCUGUAUGAUGUCCGAGUGGAUCAGCUGGUCUGCGUGCAGCGUGUCCUGUGGUAUGGGAAUGAGGUCAAGGGAGCGCUAUGUCAAGCAGUUCCCUGAAGACGGCUCAAUCUGCCAACUCCACACGGAGGAGACCGAAAAAUGUGUGGUCAACGAAGCAUGCUCAGCCGGCAGCUGUGUGGUGACAGAAUGGGGGGAAUGGGACCCCUGCAGCAUGACCUGUGGCUUAGGUAUGAAAAGGCGUGAACGUAUGGUAAAGAUGCCCCCCUCAGACGGAUCUAUGUGUAAAGCUGAGGUGUCUGAAGUGGAGAAAUGUAUGAUGCCGGACUGCCAUACCAUAGCGUGUAUGCUGUCUCCGUGGUCAGACUGGAGUGGGUGUAGUGUGACGUGUGGGGUGGGAGUACGCACACGCCAGAGGAUGCUGAAGUCUGAUCCUGCUGAAUGCAGUGAAGAGCUUGAGCAGAUGGAGAAGUGCAUGCUGCCCGAGUGCCCCGUUGACUGCAUGGUAUCGGAGUGGUCCGAGUGGUCAGAGUGCAACAAGUCAUGCGGUAAGGGACACACCAUUCGGACCCGCAUGGUCAAGCUGGAGCCACAGCUCGGAGGCAGCCCCUGCCCCGAGACUGUCCAGAGAAAGAAAUGCAAAGUCAGGAAGUGCCGGUCGAAAACAAAGGAGAGGGGAGGAGGUGAGAAGAGGAGAAGAAGAGGUAAACAGGGGAGAGAGGCAACGGUAGAGGAACAGCCAGGUUGCCGGAUGCAGCCGUGGACCAGCUGGACGGACUGUACCAAGCCAUGUGGAGGGGGGAUUCAGGAGCGCUUAAUGGUGGUGAAGAAAAAAGCCAAGAGCACCAUUAUGGCCAGUUGUAAGGACAGGAAGGAGAUACGUGCCUGUAAUGUACAUCCCUGUUAAGAAGCACUACUGAGCUGGGGAAGUUUUAUACAUAUAAUUAUGAGUUAACAAAUCCUGUGGUUUUCUAUGAUGAAGAUGAUGAUGAUGACAGCGCAUUGUUCAUUUAGGUGUUGGUGAAGACUGAAGAAUGAGUUGGUUUAUCGCCUUUUUAAAGGUAACAUGGGGGUAGUCUCAGGAGACUAAGUCACACAAGUCAGUACAGAAGUGAACUGGAGGAAGAAAAGGAGAAGCGAGUCAAGGAGACCGGAGAUAACUUAAGAGGAAACUGAAGAAAUAGGAAAGGGAAAAAAAAUGACAGUGUUGUGUUGUAAAGCCAUUUUAGACAUCUAGUCGUUCACGGGGCUAAAAGAUUGACCGGAGCAGAAAAAGUAACGUCUGUGUCCCGCAAAAACCUGGUGGCUACUCGUGAGCAACGGUGGCAGAAAACUGACAAGUUAACAUGUCAAAAAAGAAAAAAACAAUCAAAGGUAAAAAAUGUUUUGUGAGACACAGAUGGUGAGUAAAUACAGUUAUUUGACAUUGUCAAAGAAACCUGCAGAUGUAUAUAAUCUAUUCACUACUUAUAAAUGACGCUACUUUUUAAUUACUCAAACCCUUAACUGCUCAACUGUGCACACACCCGUAAAGGCAGAUGUUUUAUACCGGUACUGGUCAGUACCAGUAUAAAGGUCAGUCUUUCUAUAUUACACUGUUGUUUCAGCUGAUGUAGCACUAAUCCUCUCCGUCAGAAACUCUCGUUUCAGUACGCUUCAAGACGACUGCUUUUCUCUGGACGUUAUGUUACAGCUGUUGUAGCUGUUGUCUUACAACAGUUGGUAAAAUGACGACCUCUGUUGGUCCCGGAGAUGCAUACACACAGCCACCAUAGUGGCCCGCUAUUCUGCCAUAUCACUGUUGAGCCACAAUCUGGAGGAAGUGGGGUGUGUGUGUGUGUGUGUG
Lampris incognitus (smalleye Pacific opah) is the source of this 3477-nucleotide messenger RNA. It is a transcript of the gene spon1b, whose product is annotated as spondin 1b. Bases 148 to 2538 code for a protein of 796 amino acids. The record is from RefSeq and is a predicted model, not a curated record. Gene Ontology annotation, cellular component: extracellular matrix. NCBI's taxonomy places the organism in Eukaryota, Metazoa, Chordata, Actinopteri, Lampriformes, Lampridae. The transcript has 16 exons. Gene Ontology annotation, biological process: cell adhesion.